AGGCUGGAGCCGCAGAUUUCCACGGCCAACGAAUACGCCUGCAAAGGGCUGGAUAAGCUGGAGGAGAAGCUGCCCAUCCUGCAGCAGCCCACGGAGAAGCUCAUCUCGGACACGAAGCCUGGGGCCAAGGAUGUCCUGACCAGCACCGUGGCUGGGGCCAAGGACGCGGUGACCAGCCGGGUGACGGGUGUGAUGGACAUGACCAAAGGGGCCGUGCAGGGUAGCGUGGAGCUGACCAAGUCGGCGGUGAGCAGCGGCGUCAGCACCGUGAUGGGCUCGACCGUGGGGCAGAUGGUGGUGAGCGGGGUGGGCUCCGUGCUGGAGAAGUCGGAGGAGCUGGUGGACCAUUACCUGCCCAUGACGGAUGAGGAGCUGUUGGGCAUGGACCAGAAGCUGCAGGGAGGGCAGGAGAAGCUGCAGCAGAUGUGGCUGGAGUGGAGCAAGAAGCAACCAGGUGGUGGCAAGGACCUGGUGCCACCAGAGCUCUGUCCCUUGUCACCUGUGCCAGGGACAGGCAGCAAAGUGCCUUGA
Tauraco erythrolophus (red-crested turaco) is the source of this 531-nucleotide messenger RNA. Lineage: Eukaryota; Metazoa; Chordata; Aves; Musophagiformes; Musophagidae. The record is from RefSeq and is a predicted model, not a curated record.